ACACCGGCGACGGACGGCCACCAGAGCGGUUCCUCCCGGAGACGGCAACCGACGAGAACGUGCGUGGGCGUGUGUGCGGUACGGCGUGCGUUGUUCCACAUUGUCGCCACUCCGUACCACCGGUCCGUGUGCGAGCGGUUCGCAAAUACGAGUUUCUAAUUUCGAUUUUUGUUUGUCAUCACGAUUUCGCGUACGCGCGAGCUCGGCCGUCACCCGAUCGCGGCCGACCGGAUCAUCGCGCCGCAGUCGGUUUCCGUCCGGCCGAAAGCACGUCCCGAGUGUCCCGUGCCACGGUCCUUCUGCACGUCUGCUUUCGUCGUAUCGUUUUUCGUAUUUUUUUGUUCCGGACUUAAUGCCGCCGCUACCGUAGGCCGUGGCUGGAAACAAGUUUCUCCCGGCCCACCUGUGCGCGUGUGCCGUCGCCGAGGUUCCAGGGAAUUCCGUCCGAUAGGGAAAGACACAGUCUCAAAGUCUCCUUUGACGAGCCGCUCUGUGGGUGUCGCGUUGACGGUGCGCACUGCGGACUGGUAUUCGAUCAGAAAAGAUUGACACGGCCGUUGACGGCCGUUACGAUAACGGUUGCCACGCGGUCCGCGUCACUUUAUCGUAAUUUAUUUCUCAAUAUGUUAUGCAUGUUUAUUGCGUACGAAAACAUGAAAGUAAUUUGUCAUUGGAGGGAAAGUUGGCAGAAAUAAUUAACACGAUUGUGAAUCUAUAUCAAACAAUGACUUAAUGGUUUGCUCGCUGGACGAAACAAUGAGUACAUUUAUGGAAAACUGUAAUGACACAGAAAUGAACUCAACGUUUAAUUUUAGUUUGGAAGAAGUAUAUUCUAUUUUGUUGGAGCAUAGACGUAAUGAUCGAAAUUUAGACAAAAAUACCGAGACCAUACUGAUAAUCGUGUACUUGGGCCUGAUGACGGUCGGGCUGUCAGCCAACCUGACCGUCAUCUACGUGGUGGCCAGGCGCGCACAGAUGCACACGUCGCGGAACCUGUACAUCGUAAACCUGGCCAUUUCCGACAUGACACUGUGCCUGGUGUGCAUGCCGUUCACGCUCACGUCCAUUCUACGGCACCAGUGGUCCAUGGGCACAGUGUUCUGCAAGCUGGUGCCGCUGCUGCAGGGCACCAACAUCAUGGUGUCGGUAGGCACCAUCACGGUGAUCGCCAUCGACCGGUACUGGGUGAUCGUGCGCGGGUCCGCGCAAAACGAACGGCGCACCGUGUACGUGUCUAUAGCCAUCGUGUGGCUGCUCGCGUUCCUCACCACGUCACCCAUACCUUAUUACCAGGUCGUCGAGCAGCAAAAACUUCAGCAAGUCAUCCUGUACGAGGCGUGCAUCGAGAAAUGGCCGUCGACCGACAUCAAAGUAGCGUACAACAUAGCGAUGGUGCUCAUCCAAGCCGUGCUUCCCGCCACCGUGCUAUUGGUGGUGCACAUUCGCAUCGCAGCCUACCUGCACGCGCACACGGCCACGCAGAAGGACUCGCGGAGAGCCCAACGGGAACUCCAGCGGAACAAGCGCACCACCCUGCUCCUGAUAGGUGUAGCCAUCAUCUUCACGAUAAGCUGGCUCCCGUUGGCCGUGUUCUCACUGGCUGCUGACCUGAUAUCACCGUCGAUCUUGACCACCAAGCAGCUGUACGUGACGCUCGCCAUCUGUCACCUGACCGCGAUGACUUCGGCUGUAUCCAACCCGAUCAUCUACGGGUGGAUGAACUCCAACAUCCGCAACGAGCUGUACCAGCUGUUCUAUGCUAAGAUCUUGCGACGACCGCAGGAGACCCGGUCCACGGUUACGGCCACGACGGCUGUGCGGAACAGAACGCGGCCGCUGAUCACAUACAACACUUCCAACUACAUUCCCGGUAGCCAGGAGAAGUUCUCGAGGAGUGUGACCGUACUUUAGGUGGAGCACGCCGAUGGGGUUAGCAAAGGGCAGCAGCGGUACGGGACAAGGACAGGAUGGAAGACAAGCGUUUCCGUCUGAAAAGGAUCUGCGGCGCAGCUCUGCUUGUCCGUCACAUCUGCUUUUCGAUUCCUGCGUUCCCAGAAUAUUGCGGUCGAACCGUUCGUUCGAUAAUAUUACACGAUUGAGAAAACAAAAUGAUUACUCCUGUCCGUACGGACGGCGAUGCGUAUCGUACAAGUUUUCGAAUUUUCUUCCCCGGCAAUGGAAUAAUGUUUCCCCCGUAACUUCUCAGUACGAGGCAAUCCAACACACUGAACCUGGUAUCUGGUAGUGUAACGGUGUCAGAGAAUCUUGUCGAUCGAAGCAGUGCAGAAUCACGAUUGCCGCCGUAACUUAUUUUUCUUCAUUGGCAUUUAUAACUCUAUUAGAGUCUUGCCGCCGUAACACUACCACUUAGUACAUAAAAAUGCCCAUCAUAACGAUACCCCAGUGUACGCCGUAUGCGUUUGCCUACCGAGCAAUUUCCUCUCCACUGCGUAAAAUCAACAUUUUAGCAUAUGUAAAUAUAGCUUCAACUAUUAUAAAAUAUUUGAAGAUAAGGAUACGUUCGAAAUGAUUUUUUCAAUGCACAGACAUUUCCGAAAAAAAAUAUUUUGUUCCUAAAAUAUAUACUUAUAGUACAAUAAUUUACAAGU
Sipha flava (yellow sugarcane aphid) is the source of this 2609-nucleotide messenger RNA. Its product is annotated as neuropeptide F receptor-like. Gene Ontology annotation, molecular function: neuropeptide Y receptor activity. The record is from RefSeq and is a predicted model, not a curated record. NCBI's taxonomy places the organism in Eukaryota, Metazoa, Arthropoda, Insecta, Hemiptera, Aphididae. Gene Ontology annotation, cellular component: membrane. The coding region runs from base 733 to 1911 and encodes 392 amino acids. Gene Ontology annotation, biological process: G protein-coupled receptor signaling pathway. The transcript is spliced from 7 exons.